AGUUACAAGUCCUGAGAGUGGUGCAGAAUUGAAGGCAGCCAGUCUCGUACAGCAGUUGAGCAAACUCAAGACAGAGAUGAAGGAAAUGAAAACGGAUCUUAUCAAGAAUCUUCAUUCUGAAGGGAGAGAUGGCAGAGUUCGACAGAGCCACCUCCAUUCACCGACUAGGAGGAGACGUGCCGAAUUGCAUGAGGAGGCUGAGAGGGAAUGGGAUGAGCUAAUGCAGCGACGGCUUCAGCCAGCGCCUGUCGAUCUUUAUCUGAGGAAACCUCCCACACUGCCAGACACCACCCUCCCUUUCUCCCAACCCAAGCAGCCCCUCUCCCCAUCCCAUUACAACGCUCCCCUCCACCCCUCCCUGUGUGCGGAUGCCAAGGCCGUCCUGGACAAGGUCCAGUCCAGCAAGUCGUGUCUAGAAGCCAACUUGGAGGCAGUUGUUAGAGCCAAGGAGCAAGAAGAGUUCUAUAAUUACCUCGAUAGUCUCCAUCUCCACGGAGAAGCUGCUGAGAAGGCGCAGCUGAGAUACAGAGUGGGAAGAAUGAUUGCUGCGCUAGAUGAUGAAAUUAAGCAAGAAGUCAGCAAGCCAAGGAAGCCCCAUCCAUCAGUACACAUUCCAGAGAAAGACACCACAGGAGCAGGACUUGGCCAAGGACCAGCAGCAUCAGCUAGAUUGGCCAGGGCUGGGGGUAGAAAGAAGCCUGUCUCAGCUAGGAUAGACAGCGGCUUGAGGAAGGGGCAACAACCACCAUCUGCAGUGGGGGAGAAGGCCGGAACCGUAGGCAGACAUAAUAAAGAGAAUGUGGCACAAACCAAGAAACAGCCGGCAAGUCGAGCCAAAAAACAGAUGCCAAUCGACCACAAUCAGGAUGAAGCUUAUCUCACAAGAAUAUACGGUAAAGCGUUGUACCAAGCCAGACGAUCCACUAUGAAGAAAGAGCCUUACCUGAAAUAUGCAACAUCAAGCCCACAGCCAAAGCCUUCCAGGGUACCCUUUGCCUCCCAGGUGAAAGGAACUGAAAUGAAAUCGGCCAAGAUCCAAACAGAAUCCUCGUCGAGAACCAUCCAGAUCCCAAGACCAGCUAACCAAUUCUUCUUUGACCCCUACCCUCUGACAUCAUCCAGUGUACAGCAUCCACAAUCAGGACCCACCCCAGUCCUCCCAUCUCCCCCAGUCCACCAUCAACCCGUGCCCCUGACUGCCCCUAGCCAUGGCCAGCUUAUACCCAUGGCCGUAGCGCUGGCUCCCCCACAGGUCGGUGGACUGACCCAGCCUGUGACCAUCCAGACAGAUGGUCUGGAGAAAGGGGUGGUCAAGGAGUUGGAGAAGAGGGAGGUUAGGAGCAACGUGGCGGUUGUCAACAUACAGUCUGAGGAAAAGAGACCAAAGCUGACAGUACAGCAUCUUCCAGCUGUUGACAUAGACACGGAACUGUCCAGUCAGGCCUCGAGUGUGGCAGAGCAUGAUAGAGUACCAGAGGGAGGAACGCCAAAAGAUAGAAGAGCGGAAAUCACUCCACCGGAUGAAGAGAAUCUCCCCGGUCAAACACAGUUUUCCCACUACCUAGCUGUUACUGAAGAUGCAGAGCCGGAGGAAGAAUCAGAAGAUGAGCUGCCUACUCCUGGUAUCUCGUUGCCAGGCCGUUACACAGAGACAAGACGACCCUAUCAUGGCCCGCCCUUCCCUCCCCAAGCCCCACACCCCAAUCCAUCCAAUGUAGGACCAUCCUCAGAUCAACUGGCCGGUGGCAUCCGCAAAGACAUCAUGGAGAACGCAGCAAUGGAAUGGAUUGAGCAGGAGUUGAUGGCUCGAAUGAUCAGUGAGUUAUACAGUCGGCAACCAGUCCAAGAACCAAGACCUGUCUCCCCUGAUUCUAGCAUGGCCUCAUCAGCAAACGAUUCCAUUGUUGAGACCAUAGGCCCGGCCGGACUGCAGCUAUUUGUGGAUGCCGGUCAAGCUGUGGACCACACGCUGGUCAGCGCCUUGGUCCGAGAGGUGCUAGAAGAGAAAGUGACCGCUGCCGUUGGCCAGCACGACCGGGAUAUUCCUGGCAGGCAGCCAACAACACCAACACCUCCAGUCAUGCCACAAACUGAUUCCAAGUCGCCAAUUCCAACUCCCGAGGUGACUCCUAAAGCAAGCCCAGUACACACCCCACCCCUGAUGGCCUCAAGGGUUGCCACACCCCUGGCCAGUCCCAGUGGGGCAUCCCCUGUCGAAUCGGAGACAGAGAGUGUGAAAGAGCUGGCGCUGACUCAGAACACCACAACCGGAGAUGAGCCCAUAGCUGCCCCACGCACCCAUGUCACAACUCCCAUCAAUACCCCAGCCCCGUCCCCACCACCUGACAUCCCUACCCCAGAGAGGUCCCCCAGGGAGUCGCCAAAGCUGAUCUCAGUGGCAGAUGGUUUUGUCGUUACUCCGGUCAGAACGCCUGAGCCUGUCAGUCCAGAGCCAGAAGUUGAGGAGUCUGUGGUUCUGCCACCGUCACCAGAACCUGUAGUUGUUGAAGAGGAGCCAGUACCACCAACACCGUCCCCCUCCCUUCCUACUCCUUCAACUCCCACCCCUACACCUAGCUCGGAUACUACCACCCAGCCUACUCCAAGCACAGAAACGGCGGGACACACCAUUUCGGAAGGGGAGUGGCUCAUCAGCGUGAAGAGUGAGGGGCAAGUUGAAGAGUCUACAGAAGACGAGCCUGGUGUUGUUGCUAUGCGUGAAGUUUCCAACUCUAGCAGCAUUGACAGCACUCUCAUGGGAGCAGAAGACAUUGAAAAAGAUAUGCAGGAAUAUGAACUCAGUGAGGGUGAAAUCUCACCCAUCAAGCGCACUCCCAAACUCCACAGCCAAGACCCUGUGGUAGCCAUCCUGGCCCAUAUGAGACAACGACCGGAUCCCUCAGCCGGCCCUAUUGGUAUCCCGCCCUAUCCGACAGCCUCACAGACCCUCAACAACAAUGACACCAAGAGCCUGGGAGAGGUCAGUCUGGGCCAAUGCCCAGCCCUGACCCCAUCCUCUGAGAGACUGCUUUUCAAAGAGGCGUAUGGUGCAGAGCCUCCCGAGGUGACCCCAAGGUCAGGGGUUGCCAAGAGGUCACCAGGAGAGGUUGGUAGCGAGGAGGAACAAGUCAGGGCAGGGAAGCAAACAGUUGAGGACUCUACCAUGAGGAUGUCACAACUUGAUGGGACGAAACGUGAAGAGCCUACUCGUGACAAGGAAUCGGACACUGCAGGACAGAGGACCACAGUAACCAGACCACUCCCAGCUCAAAGAAUCAUUCAGGUUGUUGGGAAAUCUUCCAGCCCUGAACCUGCACAGAGGGACAGGACAAAGGAUCUCAGCGAAAUGAUACCUAGACAAGAAUCAGAUGACAUCAGUGAAGGAAGCAUCGACGGUGAAGAUAAUGAUGAUGAUGAAGGUGGUGUCAACCAGUCUGGAGUAAGAGAGAAGAUUACAUCUCGUGCUCCCAUACCAUCCAAUCUAUUUGGGACACAGACCAUGAGUGACCUGGACACACGAACACUGACCCCAGACGCCCUCAAUCUGGAGGCUCUCCUCCAAUCAGGAUACCUGAGUCAGACCUUCAGCCAAUCAGAGGGAGGCACCAGUGAAUUUGAGUUCACAAAGCCCUCCAUGGUCCCUGUGGGGGUCUCAUCAGGGAUCCAACUCCCAGCCACUAGACCUCGGGCGUUUGAAGCAGAUUCCCCUGAGGGACCACAUAAGCGAAAGGACGAUGGCACCAAGGCUGGAGGUGGGAUGUCCUUCUCUGUGACGCUUCCAUCCGCGGUAGAGUCUGCGGGUUUGGAUUUGAGUCAGACUAUUAGCGAGGGGGAGAUACCUGCCGCGGAUACAACCAGCGAUAUCUCAGAAAUCUCUGGUGGACCAAUAUUAUGAGGGUUGUUGGCCUCGGUAAUCUAGGUUCUUCUGUGAGAUGUACACACCAGCCAUGCUUGACAGUGGUGUCUUACUAUUGGGAGCACAUUUAGAUGGUCCUAACCAAAAACUGGUUGGUUUUUUGUCAUUGGUUUAAUGUUUUGACAAUGGAAUUGUGAAGUGGUGACACGUGAAUUACUGCGCUUCCAAAAUUGACAAAAUGCUUAACCAGUGAGAAUGACAAAACCAGUUUUGGACUGCGAAACAUACACAUCCAUGCAUGAUGAACACCAUUAUCUAUAUACUGACUGGAUAGUGCUCAUUGUCGUAAACAAAGAAGUGAAGCUCCUUUGCGUUACUUUUUGACUUCAGCCCUUUGAUCUUGACAUUCUUUCCAGUAAGUAUUUAGAUUAUUUAGGCCUAAUAUAGACCUUAUGCGUAGCAGCCAUCUUAGAGUGCAAUGUCUUUGUUUUGCUGGGAUUUGCAUGAGUGAACCUUUUGUGCAUUAAUUGUUACUGAAUUCAAAUAACAAAAUAUGCCCUCUAGCUAAGAUGGCGACUAUGCGUUUAUAAGUCUAUUCAUGGCAUCACAACGACUGCAUCUUAAUUGUUAUGUCAAAUAGAGAUAAGUAUAUAUGUAUGCUUUUAGUGUGUAGGCAUAGGCUAAAUGCCACUCAAAAUGUCACAAAAUUGGGUCUAUAGUAUACUUUAUUCAAGUGUAUAAUCACAUGAUAUUGCCCGGGUCAAAUCAUGUCAGCAGCUAAGAUGCAUAAACAUCAAUGGGUGUGUCAUAUUAGUAUUAAACCAAAGAUAUUGUUAAAACAAAUAAUACGAGUUGGCACAUUAGCUACACAUGAACAAAUGUAUUACAUGUACUAUUAACAUUCUAGAUGAUUGCACACGUAAAGGGCAUCUACUUACACUGAUUUACCAUAUGUCACUUCUUGUGGCAAACAGUAGCCUGUGUCCAAAUUUGGUGAUAUGGGGAGACCUUGUAUUUUGACAAAGUUGAUAUCAAGUUCUGAUGUAUAUAUAUACAUUUUUGUAACCUAGGAUAUCCUGGGUGUUGGAGUUGAAAGCAUGAAAAGCUACCUAGUAUACAAUAAACCAAUUCGGUAUUUCAUUCCCGCGUAGUAUAGUAGCGUAGUAUGCAAGAAUAACCUGGGUUUGUUUGGCUGAAAUAUACUGCCACUUCCAGUUAGUUGCACCAUAGUCUCUGGAGGGUGACAAGGACAAUAAAUUUGGGAACUGAAAAUAUCUGGUUCAUUGAAUUACUGAAAGGGGUGUGCAGAUCUGAUUGUGCUUCCUAUAGUAACCUAUUGCAUAUUGGGCACGUCUCUGCCUUUCCUCUGCUCUCUGACCACGCUACCCGGUCCUGCUCCUUGCAGCCUCCCUUCAGAUGUCACUCUCAGAUGGCGUCCGUAAAAUGUCCCUUUGCGAGACGGUACCUUCCUGCCUCCUCAAACUCUGGUACCUCAAUUAAGAGGUUUUUUGCCAACUGCCCAGGCCCGAGACAGGCAUUCAGCAGGCCCAUGAGCUUGUCAAGGUUGUACGGUUUAACUCGUCUAUCUCCCCAUACAAUUCGGCAGCAUCUGCAGCACCACACCCUUUAGACUUGCUGCCAGAAAACGGCAGCCUCAUAUUCAUCCCAACCAUUAACCAACCUGCAAGACUCAAAGUGGCCCCGGUAGUCGAUCAAUGGUUGUUGACCGUCAAAACAAUCGGGUGGUUUGCACCUCUGGUGUCCCAAUUGCUGUCCCAGAAUUUGGUACUGGAGCAUUACUAGUGUUCCUAUCAGUCUCCUGCUCCAGGUUAGUUGAGGCGUAUCAUGUUACCUCCUGGUGUGGAAAGAGCCUCUCUGUUCCAAAAGUUGGUCCAUAUACCAAAGAGUUGCAGCCUCCUCUGGUGGGGGAGUGUCUCACCCAAACUCUAGUCUGUUAGUCCACACCUCUGGUGUUGGUCCUUAUCUGUCCUCGUUACUGCUACAUGAGGUGUACCAGGAAAUCAUUCCCUAGUUACAUCCUCUUCAGUUGUAUUAGGCAUGCAUCUCAUUGCCUUGUGCUCCGGUAACCAUGCUGCCUUUUUCUUCAAGUUGACAGCAAUGGAUUGUAUUUGUAGUGGUGUCCACAAUGGAGAUAACUGCGCCCUGACUUCACGUUCACAACCAUCAGCCUCCUGCGCUGCCUCCUGGUCAGCAACUCGAUCCUGACUGCUGACUGUGCAGUUUCCCAAUCCAAGGUAGGGGAUGGUCUGAAGGUCACCCCUGAUGGCCGAAGCUCCCACGGCAGGGUCUUCAUGAUGCACUCCGGCCAUACUACCCAAGUCCUGCUCCCAGCAGCCUCCUAAUUAGGAUCCUAACUGAUCAGACUCCCAUGUCUUGCUCCGAUCCUGUUUUCCCCAGUAUUUGGUCCCAAGAUCUCCGAUCUUGGUUUCUGCUUGGAAACCGGCUGAUACAAAGUUCCCUAAGUCUCUGAUGCCUGCCAUGCAAAGCGCAAGUGGAGUUGCGCUCCUAUCAGUUUGAGGGAGUUCAGCUGACCAGCUACAUGUACUCACCAAGAUAGCUCCAUAAAUGCGUCUCACCAGAGAGACGACGUGCAAUGCGCACAGUUUUAAAAGCCUUGCUAUUGAUGUAGCCUUAAAAUGUUACCUUAUACAGAAGUGGAAGAAUCCACUACAAUACUGCACACCAAGCGUUCGGCAACUGCACCCUUUUGCGACACCUGCAAUGCAUAGGCGAUGUCAAUAGUUUGGGUAGUUUGGGUCAAGGGUUGUUUGGGAUAAAGACGUCUGACAGCAUACACGUACCAGAGGUCGGUGCUUACCUUAAAAUUGGUUAAACGUGGCACUUACCAAAAUCAAUUGAAGAUAAUACCAUAAAGCACCAAUACGACUUUGUCUUGGAGAUCACUGUUGAUGUUUAUCUCGAAUGACCUAUGACCCACCAUAUUUACUACAUGCAGAGUUCAGAUACUGAAUUGGAUUAUUGUCUGUUACAUGCAAGUCUUCUGAUCCCAGUUGUUUGUUAAAACAUUGACUCUCUUUAUUAAAUGAUUGUCUCAAAUAAAACCUGAAAUUUGAUGAAGUUAUUUUGACCAUUAGGAAACUGUACCAAUUUCUUGUUACCAUUCUUGUAGAUUUUUAUGUCAUAAAAUUGUUAUAUUUGCACCAUCCCUGUGCUAAACAGGAGAUGGCAAUGUGAAUUUGUAUAUUGGCAUCACAAAGUGUUUAGAAACCAUGUGUUUUUUUGUGACACUGUAAUAUAACGACCACUCGUAUGUGAAUAAACAUACAUGUAUUCAUGAUGGUUGGAGAACAAA
This is a messenger RNA of Patiria miniata (bat star), 7190 nucleotides long. Its product is annotated as TALPID3 protein-like. The transcript has 20 exons. Gene Ontology annotation, biological process: smoothened signaling pathway. The record is from RefSeq and is a predicted model, not a curated record. Bases 77 to 3895 code for a protein of 1272 amino acids. NCBI's taxonomy places the organism in Eukaryota, Metazoa, Echinodermata, Asteroidea, Valvatida, Asterinidae. Gene Ontology annotation, cellular component: centriole; ciliary basal body.